AUGGGCUAUGGACUACCGACAAAGAAGAUCAGUGCUGAGACUGGAGUUUCUCGUCAAUCACUUGUCAAUUAUUGCACCUGUUUACGUGAAGUCUGCAGCACUAAGCUAAAGAAUGAAGACACAGAGAUGACCCAAAAGAAAGACAAGAAGCCGAAAGACAAGGUGAAGACAAAGAAACCCAAAUUUGCUAGAUCCAAAAAGAUCAAGAAGGCUGAAAAGUCACCGAAACCAAACGCUAAGAAAGCAACAACAAAGAAAGCCAUUACGAAGAAAAUUCCCAAAAAGACGGCGAAGCCAAAGAAGUCAGUCGCUAAGAAAGUGACUAAAAAGUAA
Saccoglossus kowalevskii is the source of this 333-nucleotide messenger RNA. RefSeq names its product histone H1-delta-like. Lineage: Eukaryota; Metazoa; Hemichordata; Enteropneusta; Harrimaniidae. The record is from RefSeq and is a predicted model, not a curated record.